AUGCGUUUCGUUCUCGUCACAGCUCUCGCAGCCUUUGCUGUCGCACAAAGCACCACUCCAAUGUCUGCUAGCGCAAGCGGCAGCAUGACAAUCUCGACCUCUUCCGCCGCUCCAUCCUGUGCUGCUGGCCAGUCAACAUGCAACGGAGUCUGCUACGAUAGCAGCGAGUUCGUCUGCUGCUCAUCUGGACUCUGCGCCAGUGGCAGCUACUGUGGUCAAGAUAGCUCUGGCAACGAAGCCUGUUGCGCUCAAAACACCGCCGGCACCUGCUCGGCCGCCUCAACACCUACCUCGCUCAGUCGUGGCGCGACGGUCUCAUCGGGCGCCGCGUCAGCUACUUCGUCAAUGGCGAGUGGAAGCAAGACUUCCAGCUCUUCAUCUACUGCUUCGGGCUCUCAGAGCGGCGACGCAAGCACUGCUACUUCUUCGGGCGCCGCUGCAGGCCACGUCGAUUCUUGGCUCUCCAACGCCGUUACCUUUGCCGCUGGCGGCCUUGUUGCUGCUGCCAUGAUCUAG
Aureobasidium subglaciale EXF-2481 is the source of this 516-nucleotide messenger RNA. RefSeq lists its product as uncharacterized. Bases 1 to 516 code for a protein of 171 amino acids. The record is from RefSeq and is a predicted model, not a curated record. Lineage: Eukaryota; Fungi; Ascomycota; Dothideomycetes; Dothideales; Saccotheciaceae. The transcript has a single exon.